AUGGCUUCCUAAGCAGUUGCCUCUGGAAAAAGGGAAUUGGAGACAAGCUUGAUCAAUUUGCCUUUGCGAGCACACAGGGCCCGCCGGCUCACACAGGAGCGCCCCUUCCCUCACAUAUUCCUAAAGGCAGCUAGCUCCCAGGCAGACACACCCACACACAAGAGGGCACUGGCUCCAUGAGGGCCACAGAUAACCACCCCCUGACUAUCCCUGCAGCGCCAUCCUCUGAGCAGGAGCUCCUGCAGGCUCCCUCCGGCGGCAGGUAGAUCUAGUCCCAGGCGGCGGAGUGCAGCAGGUUCUCAGAUGAGUGUGACUCUGGUCCCGUUCCAGAGCUGGCCACAGAGCACAGAUCACAGCCCACCCCCUCAGGACCCAAGCAAGGGCCCUUCCUCCUCCCGGGGCAUGGCGCCCUCUUGACCUUUGCUCAUUUGCAGUUUAUGUCACACUGAGCCUCUGCACCUGCUAAAAAGGAAAGCUAGGGCACAGCUCAGCUCAGGAGUGCCAUUCACUGGCAGCCAGGAGCCAGGAGUCUGGCAUUUCCAGUACCUGUUGUUGAUCUUUGACCCCUGCCCCUCCCACCUUUCUUCCCUGCUGGUCUCUCCUGUUUUCGGUUUUCUCACUUCCCUGGCAACCUAGCUCUGACUGGUUUAUCCCAGCUCCUUGCCCAGGCCAUUCCUUCCAUGCUGUCUUCAAACCCUGAUUCCUGCACCUCUCCCAACCCUGACAGGGAGAACUCAAGUAAGAAGGUCCAGUGGGCUUCUGGGAAGAGGAGGACGUCAUCCACAGACUCAGAGUCAAAGUCCCACCCCGACCCGUCCAAGGCGCCCAGGUCCCGGAGACCGAGCCGGCUGACGGUGAAGUAUGACCGGGGGCACCUCCAGCGCUGGCUGGACAUGGAGCAGUGGGUGGAUGCGAAGGUUCAGGAGCUCUUCCAGAACUUUGUCCAGCAGAUUCCAGUCACCUCAACCCUGAAUUCUGAUCUCUGUCAUGUCAACGUAGCAAGACCACUGUGCUCUGCUUGGAUUCUCUCUCUCUGCUCUCUUGUCUGGAAAUGGCCUCUAGAAAGCAAUUCAGGGAUCAACCAACCCCUUCUGAGCUGGAGAUUGACCUGGAAGCCCUCAUGGAACUAUCCACAGAGGAGCAGAAAACUCAUUUGGAGGCUCUUCUCCGAGACUGUCCCAGCCCCACAGAGCCUUUUAUCUCCGAACUGCUCAGUCAACUCAAGAAACUCCGGAGACUCAGUCGGCCUCAGAAAUAAGACUUGUGACACUACAUUUAGCAGCCUCAGCACCGUCAGGCCUGCCCCGAGCCUCUGAUUCCGGGCUGAGAGGGAAGUGGCUCCUUGGAACAUGGACAAGGAACAUUGGAAGAUGAGGUCACACGUGCCACCCCUGUUGUAUGUACAGUCGCAGCUAGUUCUUGUCAGUUGGGCUUUCUGGGAGCCAGUCAUGGCUGCUGCCCAGUGUUUUCCUUGACAGCCAAGUGGAUAAAACCUUUCGGAGUCCCAGCUGAA
This is a messenger RNA of Myotis myotis, 1513 nucleotides long. It is a transcript of the gene PPP1R14D, whose product is annotated as protein phosphatase 1 regulatory inhibitor subunit 14D. Gene Ontology annotation, cellular component: cytoplasm. Bases 681 to 1316 code for a protein of 211 amino acids. Gene Ontology annotation, biological process: regulation of phosphorylation. The record is from RefSeq and is a predicted model, not a curated record. Gene Ontology annotation, molecular function: protein serine/threonine phosphatase inhibitor activity. The transcript is spliced from 5 exons. Lineage: Eukaryota; Metazoa; Chordata; Mammalia; Chiroptera; Vespertilionidae.